Populus trichocarpa (black cottonwood) is the source of this 2594-nucleotide messenger RNA. Its product is annotated as protein IQ-DOMAIN 12. The record is from RefSeq and is a predicted model, not a curated record. Bases 803 to 2098 code for a protein of 431 amino acids. Gene Ontology annotation, molecular function: protein binding. The transcript is spliced from 6 exons. NCBI's taxonomy places the organism in Eukaryota, Viridiplantae, Streptophyta, Magnoliopsida, Malpighiales, Salicaceae.
UUCACUAAGCACCUGCAUUAUAUGCCACAUCAGUGGAGAGACUGAAACCUUUCCUUAUAUAGUUUUGCUUCUCCUAGUACUUAAUUGUUGCUGUUGUUGUUGAUGAUGAUGAUGUUAAACCCUUGAAAACAGCAACUUCAACAAAAGAAUUAAAUCCCCAUCUCAACUACAUUGGAAUCUGCUUUCUUGAGUUAUUAUUUUUACACCACGAGUUCAAGGAAAUCUUGAACUUUUAUAAGGUUUCAAGAUUCAAUCUUGUUUCAAGGUUCAAUUCAGACCAAUGGUGUAAUAUUGCUGUUCUUGUGAUUUUUAAUAUUGCUGUAAGAGGUAAGAUUCUUGGCACCAGUGUAUGUUUUUUGGUUUCUUACCAGUUCUGUAAUUGGUCAAGUGCCCAGUUUUGCAUUUCUGAGUUAGAUGUAACAGCUUCCAGAAUUUGUUCAAGAUACUGUUUUUUAAGUCUUCAACUGUAACUGUCAACUGAGAAAAAGUGAAAAAAAAGAAAGGGAGGUAACUGAAUCUGAUGUCAAUGUGUCUGUAGAGGGUGAGACUUGAAAUGGUUGUAUUGGUUUUGUUUGCUAGUGCAUUUUCUUAGAAUAAAUAAUCCAUGCUUAGUGUUUUAAGGGUUUGCUUCCUUUUUCCCCUUUCCUCCCUUAUUUUUCCUGUUAAUAGAUGUUGCUUUUGACUGUUCUUUAUAAAUUUGGUAAAGGGUUCGUGGUUUCUUGCCGAAAUUUUAGGUUUACUUGAACAAAAGAAGAUGGUUUUUGAUGAGUUUUGGUAAAGUGAUUGAUUUCACACAUCUUCAAUGGCAAAGAAGAGGUGCUGGUUUGGUUGGGUGAGGAGGCUAUUUGUCUCUGAGCAAAAAACAAAAGCAGAAAAGAAGUCAAAGAGGUGGAAAUGGGUUCUUGGAGGGCUUAAGGUUAAACAAUGCCCUGCACUUCCAGCACCAGAGAGAUCAGUCAGUGAAGCAACAGAAACGCAGAAGAAGUAUGCUUUGACUGUUGCCCUUGCAACAGCUGCUGCAGCUGAGGCUGCUGUUGCUGCAGCUCAUGCUGCAGCUGAGGUUGUCCGGCUCACAGGUGCUUCACAGUCUUCCCAUCAUUUCACCAAGGGAGUUGAAACUUUGGCUGCCAUUAAGAUACAAAGCGCUUUCCGUGCAUACCUUGCAAGGAAAGCUUUGCGAGCACUGAAGGGAUUGGUAAAGCUUCAAGCCAUUGUUCGUGGACGAGCUGUGAGACGCCAAGCAGUCAUCAAAUUGAAGCAUCUGCCAUCAAAAGCAAAGAUGCUGUCAGAGGUCCAGUCAAAAGAUAUUGCCACUGCAGAUGGAUUUUGUAGAAACAGUGACAAUAAACAGGUUGUCAAGUCAAAGAAAGAGGUGCGAGAGAAGGAAAAUAAGGGGAAGAACCAUAAAAAAGAUGCUCAACCAGAACACAUGCUUGAAUUCAACAGCCAAAGAAGUUGGGAUUAUAGUAUGCUUUCAAAGGAAGAUGUGGAAGCUCUGUGGUUAAAAAAGCAAGAAGCUAACAUCAAAAGAGAGCGAAUGAUGAAAUACUCAUUCUCCCACCGGGAGAGAGGGAAUAGUCUACUGGAAGAAUUGCUACUCGCCAAGGAAAGUGGUAGACAGAGUCAUCAGAUGGAACGAUGGUCAAACAAAGAGGCCUUUAAUAGAGAAAAGAUGGAGAAUUUGAAAUCAACGUCCAUCUCUAAUCUGUUUACUGGUGAUGUAUUCAGCCCAGCACAAGUUAAGACCAGAAGUACUCAAAAACAAGAUUUCAUAGAAGGAUUGAACACACCAAUGUCUGUCCCUAGAAGAUCAUUUGGCCGAGCACAACCAAUUUUGGCAGGAGAUGGUAAUUCGUUGCCAAAUUCUCCAGUUUUUCCAACUUACAUGGCUGCAACACAAUCUGCAAAGUUAAAGGCAAGGUCGAUGAGCACACCAAAGCAACGUGUAGGAUUUCAAGAUUCUUGCUUUGACCAGAACUUGCCAUAUAAGAAUGCACUCUCUCUUUGGUCUACGUAUAAUGGUGAUCCGUUUGGCAUUAGGAGAAAGAGCACUGGUGCUUCCCAGAAUCUCUCUUUAAGCAUAAACGGACAUUACUGAGAUGUCAGCAUUUAAUUUUCAGCAUAAAUUGGUAAUUCAAACGCAAGAGGUAAAUAACAAAGGAUUUUCAACUAAAAUGUUUCUUACUCAGUCACUCAGCGGUUCUAACAAGACACUGAAGCAACUCCAAGAUCAGGUCACUCAAGGCCUUCAAAGAAAAACUCUUACAAGGAAUUUAUAAUGACCCUUCCAUAUCUGAUUGAAGAGCGUUUGAGAGGAUAACUUGCAAAUCUCAUUGCUGCGCUGGUAGAACUCUUUUCAAUCUUUGAAGUCCGUAGCUAAUAACUUUAUUCUUUUUCUUAUCUGUAUUUCCUUUUUUUCUUUUUGGGUGGAAUCAAGUGUGUAUCUUCUCAUUCAGUCACCAAGUUGUCAUGGGAAAAAGAGUCGGUGAAUCCUCAAUGUAAAAUUUGGCCUGUGUUAAGCUUGUAAUGAAACUCUUUGAGUAUGUCUGAUAAUUCAGCAUUACAACUGAACAUGUCAGUGUUCAGUUUCUUCA